AUGCCGGAGGAGAGCUCCCGCCAGAUUGAAUACCGCCAUCCAGGAUGGAGAGUGGAGCCACCCGGGUACAUCCUCGCCAAGCUCGUGAGCGAAACACAAGUGCGGCCACACGCCUCGGAGUUCAGCUGCGAAGUGAGGCUUGAGGCCUGGAUCACGUGA
This is a messenger RNA of Pelobates cultripes (western spadefoot toad), 159 nucleotides long. The record is from the annotation of a GenBank genome assembly. NCBI's taxonomy places the organism in Eukaryota, Metazoa, Chordata, Amphibia, Anura, Pelobatidae.